This is a messenger RNA of Strongyloides ratti, 1701 nucleotides long. RefSeq lists its product as hypothetical. Lineage: Eukaryota; Metazoa; Nematoda; Chromadorea; Rhabditida; Strongyloididae. Bases 1 to 1701 code for a protein of 566 amino acids. Gene Ontology annotation, molecular function: serine-type peptidase activity. The record is from RefSeq and is a predicted model, not a curated record. Gene Ontology annotation, biological process: proteolysis. The transcript has a single exon.
AUGUCAAAAAGUAAUAGUAAGACAAAUUUAAAUAACAAAACUACAAUUAUCUGUAUAAAAAAUAGUGCUGAAGUAAGAAAGAAAGAAAUUUCUAAAUGUGAUAUAGUUAAAAGACUUUCAGAUACUAGUCUAAAUGUUAAAAAUAGUUAUAAAUUAAAAGAGAAUGGAAGAAAAAAGUAUAAUUUAAGAUUAUCAGAUAAAAAAGUUUCAUAUGGUAAAGAAAAAAUUUGUAAAAACUCAAAAAAGCAUAGUAAAAGUAAAAAAAAAAGUAGUAAGAAAAAGAAAAUUUCGCCGAUUGUCAAUUCUCAACAAAAUAAUGAAAAUUAUGACCUUCACAUAAAAACAUCAAGUUUAAAAAAAAAUAAAAAAGAUAAAUUAUUAUCAACAUCAGAAACAGAUAUGAAAAAACAAUGUAAUAUAAUUAGAAAAGUAAAAUCAGUUCCUCUACAAUCUAUUCCAUUUCAAAAAUGUAAUCAAAAUAAACCUAAAUAUUCUAGUAAAUUUAAUAGUAAAGUAUUAAUUGAAAAUGAAUUUGAUGAAAAUUUUUUAGAACGUCUGAAAAUAACAAAAAAAAACAAGCAAUUUAUUCAAUGUAAUUGCGUUGUUAAUGAAUCAUCAUGGAGUAUUUUUUCAAAUAAAAGUAAAAAGUUGUGGCUUAAUGCAAAAAAUCUUUUUAAAAUUUUUUUUAUACCUGAAGCAGAAAGAAACUUUACUCAAAAAGCAAUUUUUUGGCCACAAAAAUCUAACUAUUAUUUUUAUCAAAUUAAAAAUUAUGAAGAUAAAUCAUUUAAUAUUCAACAUUUAUAUUUAAUGAAUAAAUAUAGAUCCUUAACGUUAAAUGAUUCUUUAAAUGAAAAUACAAGAACAAAACUUGAAGAAGCAUACAGUAAUAUUAUAAGUUUUGUAACAGAUGAAGAUGAACCUCAAGGUGAAUUUCUUUUUGGACAUAAUCAUCCAUGUUAUGUAUUUACUGAUAAAGUUAAAUUUUUUUUUAUAAAAGAUAAUGAAAAUGGGGAAACAAUACCAUGUGCAUAUACAAUUACAGGAAAACCAACAAAAUAUACAUUAAUAUAUUCACAUCCAAAUGCUUAUAGUCUUGAAGAUUUAAUUAUUGGUUUUCCAAGUUUAUAUGAUAUUGCUCAAUUUCUAAAUGUUGAAAUUAUAGCAUACGAAUAUCCAGGAUAUGGUAUAUGUGAUGGAAUACCAACUGAAGAAAGAUUAAUUAAUAGAUUGACGGCAGUUUAUGAUUAUUUAACAAAGGAAAAAAAUAUUUUACCAAGUGAAAUAAUAUUAUUAGGUUACUCAUUAGGUGGUGCUUUAUCAAUAAUGGCUGCAGCAAAUAACAAAAAUAUUGGUGGUUUAAUAUUAUUUGCCACACCAGCUAGUUUUAAAAGUUGUAUUAAAUAUAAACUUUUUUGUUCAAGUUCAGUAAAUGAUAAAAAAAGUAAUGAACCAUUUGAUGUUAUCUUCAAUAUACAAAUGAUAAAAUGUCCAACACUUGUAAUACAUUCUAAAAGCGAUAAACUUGUUCCAAUAUCCCAUUGUGAUACACUUUUAAAAUAUCUUGGCAAAAAAGCAGAAUAUUUAACACUGGAAGACACACUACAUAAUGGCACUGAGAGAAAUUUUGAAGUUUGGUUAACUGUUAAAAAAUUUCUAUUUGAAGAUUUGCCUCGAAAAAAAGAAGAAAUAAGCUUUUAA